AUGAAUCGUUCACGUGUGAGGUGUCGACGCCGCAACAACAAUUUGCUCCGCACGCCAGGCCUUCGUAAAGACCUCUUAUCCACGGAUAGGGCACUUGAAAUAUCUCAUAUUGCAACUCGCGUCGUGGAAGGUGUGCCAUGGACGGCUAAGGCAACGGACCGCCAUGUCGCCUCUACCAGUGAGCUGGAUCAGAAUUCGGAGAUAAAGUCAGUGGAGAGGGAAGGAAGCAAACGAUGCAUCGCUCAAGCCAGAAAGGCAAAGAACCUGAAAUUUACGAAUGGCAUUCGGAUCCGUACUUUUCGGUCCCUCAAAAGAAUUAAGUCUGGGGCCAGUGUGCAAUCUGUCCUGGGUCGGCGCCCUCCUAUACCCGACACAAGUGACUCACCUCUUGGUAUGACCGAGAAGACUUUCGCAAUAAAAGAUGAGAACCAGUCGCUUCUUGAGUUCGUCUCUCCGGCACCCGAUUUGUUGCCUGGUUGUGACACUUUCUCUUUCAAACAAGAUGUGUGCUCGCCCUCUCUAAAGCUUGGUUUGAACACAAAAUUUCCGUCGCAUUUUGAGGAGACAGUCAUUGAAGGAUUUUCUGUCCUGGCCUUCAACAGCGCUGGUGAUAUGCUCGUAAGUCUCGAGAUUUGCCUUGAUUCUGCAUGUCGAGUGGCUCACUAUGUCAUUUAUUGCUUUUUACCUUAA
Molecule: messenger RNA, 690 nt
Organism: Dibothriocephalus latus
Lineage: Eukaryota; Metazoa; Platyhelminthes; Cestoda; Diphyllobothriidea; Diphyllobothriidae
Source: the annotation of a GenBank genome assembly